CCGAGACACUCCCGCCGCUCGAGCCGCAGCCCGGUUCCCCAGGCCCGGCCGAGAGCCAGCGGUGUAACGCUACUCUCCGGCGCUGCCCGCUGGGUACCACGCAGCCCGCAUGGCUGUUUCUGAGCCGUGGGGCCCCACCUGGGAGACAGAGCCCUUUUAAGAGGCUGCGGCGCCGCUCGGGGAAAGCAUCGAUCGGUGCUAUAAAGGUCCGAGCGGCGGGUGCGGUGACAGCGGGGGCGCGGCGGAGGUGGCUGCGGCAGUGCUGAUCGCCAUGGAUUUCAACGUGAAGAAGCUGGCGUCGGAUGCGGGCGUCUUCUUCUCCCGCGCCAUGCAGUUUACAGAGGAAAAGUUGGGCCAGGCUGAGAAGACUGAAUUAGAUGCCCACUUUGAAAACCUCCUGGCCAGGGCAGACUCAACUAAGAACUGGACAGAGAAGAUCUUACGCCAGACUGAAGUUCUGCUACAGCCAAACCCUAGUGCCAGAGUAGAAGAAUUCCUCUAUGAGAAACUUGACCGGAAGGUUCCUUCCCGGGUCACCAAUGGGGAGCUGCUGGCACAGUACAUGACAGAGGCAGCUAAUGACUUUGGGCCAGGGACACCUUAUGGGAAGACCUUGAUAAAAGUUGGAGAGACUCAAAGGCGCUUAGGUGCAGCAGAACGGGACUUCAUCCACUCUGCCUCCAUCAACUUCCUGACACCACUGCGCAACUUCCUGGAAGGGGACUGGCGAACCAUAUCUAAAGAGCGAAGGAUCCUGCAGAACCGCCGCCUGGAUCUGGAUGCCUGCAAAGCCAGGUUGAAGAAAGCCAAAGCUGCAGAAACAAAAGCAGCGGCUGUGCCUGACUUUCAGGAGACUAGACCUCGUAAUUACGUUCUCUCCGCCAGCGCAUCAGCGCUUUGGAGCGACGAGGUGGAAAAAGCAGAGCACGAGCUGCGGCUCACGCAGACCGAAUUUGAUCGACAGGCAGAGGUGACACGUCUGCUGCUGGAGGGGAUCAGCAGCACACACGUGAAUCAUCUUCGCUGUCUCCAUGAGUUUGUGGAGUCUCAGACCAACUACUAUGCUCAGUGUUAUCAGUACAUGCUGGACCUGCAGAAGCAGCUGGGCAGCUCCAAAGGAGAAAUAUUUUCAGGCACGUUUGUAGGGAAUGCAGAAUCCACAUCUCCACCCCCAGCUGCUGCCUCUCCUCCAGCUGUCGCUGCCGCCGCUCUCCCCGCUGUGCCUACUAUUCCAGUGGUCCCCACGAUUGUUGGGGUGCCCAAUACUGUGGCAGAGAGCGUCCUGAACCCAAAUGAAGUCAAGCCUCCUGCCAGCGGGACGCGGAAGGCCAGGGUCCUGUAUGACUAUGAAGCAGCUGACAGCACCGAGCUGGCACUUCUUGCAGAUGAGAUGAUCACUGUGUACAGCCUGCCAGGCAUGGAUCCAGACUGGCUCAUAGGGGAAAGAGGGAACCAGAAAGGGAAAGUUCCUGUCACUUACUUGGAACUGUUAAGUUAAACGUCCCCCAGGAAGAAGAAUGUACAAACAGAAUGCACCCCUCAUCUCCUGGCACUUCUAACGUGGAUUUCUUCAUCAGAGAUCAUUGCUCUCUUCAGGGUUGGCACUCCAUUGCUAAUAUGGGAAUUGUGGGGAAGAAGUGGUAAAACUGUUACAGAAAGGUUGUGGGAAAGGGCCAGUGGCACCUGAGAAUUCAUAAAUACCAGUGCAGCCUGCUUUGAGGUUAGUCUUGAUGGUGCAAGAUUCCCUGAUUACUUUUUCUACUCUGCCCUAGUCUUGUUUAUCACCAUGGCUUCCCCAGGGCCAGCACUUCUGUGUCCCUCAGCUGCUGCUCACGGAGUUUAAGUUAGCUUCCCUUGUGUUUGGUGUCAGCUAAUGCCUGUCUGCCCCUCCUCUCCUCUGUUCUUCAGCAGUAGAAAAGCCUGAGUCAAACCACUGAGCAUUCCAGUGGGAAAAUGUCCCACACAAACCCCCUCAUACAAGCUAGCUCUCAAGGAAGCUACAUUUAAGAAUUAAGAGCCAGUUAAAUCCAACAGGGAGAGCAGUAACACAAGGCUUUCUAAGAGCUGUGCUUACUCCAUUGGUGCCUGAUGGCUUCCAUUUGUACUGUCCUCUGAAGCUGGAAUGAAAUGUCUUCGAAGACCAACCUAGUGAUAUAGGGCCUGUAUGGCAGGAAUCAAACCUCAGUGCAAGGGACCAUGCAUCUUGCUUGCAUUUCCUCUGAAAAACUACUUGGACUGCAAAGAGUUUACAAGCCUUCUUACAAGCUUUGCUCCCUGUGUUAAUUGUCCUGGCUUUUCUUUCAGUGUCUGUUCCAGGCAUGUUUGAGCCUGACUUUACUUUCACCCUCGAUGGAUGUAACCAACACCUUCCCUCCCAUCUCAGCAGUGAGCAGACUUGGUGCAUCUCAGCACAGUAAGGAGCAGUCCCACUUGCUGUUACCUCCAAAGAGCCAUUCCUGGCUGCACACACAUCCAGCAGCUCAGGCUGCCCUGGUGCAUGUGCUGGGUUAGCUCAAAGGGAGUGCUAAGGUGUGUAUGCAUUUUAAUCCUAUAAUGCUCUUUUUAGCUAGAGCUCAACUGAAGGACUGCUGUUGCUGUGUAACUAGUUUUCCACUUAAGCUGGAUUGAAGAGCAAUUCACCUGCACCAGGCUUUCUGUUCACUGCCUUCCCCCCGGUAUGUCUGAACUAACUUUGCUUGUUUAUCUUUUGCACUUUCCCCAAUGGUAUUGUGACCACUCCAAUGUAACAGGGCACUGAGCACCUGUGUAUGUAGGGCUCAUAGUUUUCAGCACUUAUUUGCCAAUAAAUGAACUGCCUGAC
Messenger RNA from Lagopus muta (rock ptarmigan), 2821 nucleotides. RefSeq names its product SH3 domain containing GRB2 like, endophilin B2 (gene SH3GLB2). Gene Ontology annotation, molecular function: protein binding. Gene Ontology annotation, biological process: membrane organization. NCBI's taxonomy places the organism in Eukaryota, Metazoa, Chordata, Aves, Galliformes, Phasianidae. The record is from RefSeq and is a predicted model, not a curated record. Gene Ontology annotation, cellular component: cytoplasm; membrane. The transcript is spliced from 12 exons. The coding region runs from base 272 to 1498 and encodes 408 amino acids.